AUGGAUGAAAAGAGCAGUGGAUCGAUGGAUGGGCAGGGUAGUAGACCGAUGGAUGGGAAGGGCAGUGGAUCGAUGGAUGGGAAGAGAUGUGGUCCAAUGAAUGGGAAGAGAUGUGGACUGUUGGAUAGGAAAAGCAGUGGACCGAUAGAUGGGAAGGGCAAUGGACCAAUGGAUGAAAAGAGCAGUGGACCGAUGGAUGGGAAGGGUAGCCGACCGAUGGAUGGGAAGGGCAGUGGAUCGAUGGAUGGGAACAGCGGUGUACCAAUGGAUGGGAAGGGUAGUAGACCGAUGAAUGCUAGGGGCAGUGGAUCGAUGGAUGGGAAGAGAUGUGGACCGAUGGAUGGGAAGGGCAGUGGACCAAUGGAUGGGAAGUGUAGUAGACCGAUGAAUGGUAGGGGCAGUGGAUCGAUGGAUGGGAAGAGAUGUGGACCAAUGGAUGGGAAGGGCAGUAGACCGAUGGAUGGGAAGGGCAGUGGGCCGAUGAAUGGGACGGAAAGUAGACAGAUGGAUGGGAAGGGCAGUGGAUCGAUGGAUGGGAAGAGAUGUGGACCGAUGGAUGGGAAGGGCAGUGGACUGAUGCAUGGGAAGGUUGAAGAGCAGGCGCUUGAGAAGGAUGGAGAAAAGAUAGAAGAGAAAAGGUAGAAAAUUGGAAAAUAGAGAGAAGGUAGAAAAUACAUGGGAGAGCAGUGAAGACCUAAUGAAAGUGGUAGCUAAAAUACAAUCAUGUACCAUAUGUCCUCUUGCGAUACACUUUCUGUAGUAGCAAGUUCUCUUGUGUAUGUUAGGACUUUGUAUAGUUGUUGUCUUAGUUGAUUUGAUUUGUAAUCUGUUAGAAAAGUGUCUAUUUACCCUCUGGCACUUGUGCUGUAAGGUUACACGAUGAACGCACCGUUCCCUGUAAAUUCAUAUUUUCUUACUACUCACCUAAGCCAGUCAUAUCUACUCUGAUUGCUUCCCCAGUAAAUGUCUUUAUGACUUCACAGCUUGUAAAGACGGAUUUUAUAUGCUUCAAAUUUACAUUUUUAAAUGCCCAUGGAGAUGCUUUUAUGUAUGAUUGCAAAGUCCAGUUGCAGAUGUAGCUUGGAACCAGAAACACAAAUUCAAAUUUUGUAUUUAGUCCUUCAGCUCCAACCACAUGAAGCCCCUAAUCCAACACUAGCUCUGAAUAUUUCAUGACUUGCCUUUUAUCGCAGUGAAUUAACAAGCCUUUGGGGUCAAUUUGAUAGGCCUGUCUUUUUAACCAUGAGAAAAACAAUUAGCAGGGAAUUCUGCACUGUCAGUGUAUUACCCCUCCCAGUGCCUUAGGAGAUAGCGCUUUCUACAACAGAGGACGACAAUAUGUUACAGACAGGUUCAUUAUCAAAUACACUGCAUCGCAAGAACUCUACAUUAUCUAUGCAACGAAUGUUCUUCUCGUCAACUUCUUGUCCCUUUUCCAUUCCUAACCCUCUCUAGAUUUUCUCACUUAUUCUCCUGUCUCGACUUCUCUCCACCUCUGUCUCUUUAACCCUCCCCUCUCUCUCUCUCUGCAGUGAGCUGCGUAAGCUGUCUCCCAUUGGACUUCGGGUCAAUGCACCAAAAUAUCUGCAUCCAUUCAGCAUUUCGGUAAAGCACUAG
Molecule: messenger RNA, 1617 nt
Organism: Pelobates cultripes (western spadefoot toad)
Lineage: Eukaryota; Metazoa; Chordata; Amphibia; Anura; Pelobatidae
Source: the annotation of a GenBank genome assembly